Triplophysa rosa is the source of this 1559-nucleotide messenger RNA. RefSeq names its product zinc finger, CCHC domain containing 17 (gene zcchc17). The record is from RefSeq and is a predicted model, not a curated record. Gene Ontology annotation, biological process: RNA stabilization. Gene Ontology annotation, molecular function: zinc ion binding; RNA binding. The coding region runs from base 228 to 929 and encodes 233 amino acids. The transcript has 8 exons. NCBI's taxonomy places the organism in Eukaryota, Metazoa, Chordata, Actinopteri, Cypriniformes, Nemacheilidae.
CGACUCACGUUAAACGUAAACGCAGGAGAAACAUUACAGCAAAUGUGUUUACGUAUUUUUCUGAUGUAUAAAAUAAUUAUGGGGUUGUCGGAGGUUAUAUUGUACCGCAAAUUUUAGCGGCAAAAUUGUUUACAAUUGCGAGUGUUGACUCGCUCAUUCUGUAUGUUUUGUACAUUGUUGUCUUAAAGAUACAGCAAAGUGGACAAGACCUGAUACCGUUUGGUGCAAUGGCCGAGGAGUACAUGAGAGAACCAGAAGGAUUAGAUGGACUACCUCCUUUGUACAGCAUCAUUAAAGGAGAGGUUGCCUCUGUAACAGAAUAUGGAGCUUUUGUUAAGAUUCCAGGAUACAGGAAACAAGGUCUGGUUCAUAAGAGUGAGAUGUCUGCAUGUCGGGUGGAGAAACCGGCUGAAAUUGUUGAUGUGGGGGAGAAUGUCUGGAUAAAAGUCAUUGGCAGAGAGAUUAGAGAUGAUAAAGUCAAACUCUCUUUCUCUAUGAAAGCUGUUAAUCAAGGCACUGGGCGAGACUUAGACCCCAACAAUGUAAUGGCAGAGCAAGAUGAACGCAGACGGAGGCAGUUCAGAGAUCACAUGGGGCAAAGAAUAACCCUGGAGGCUGUGCUCAACACCACAUGCAAAAAGUGUGGCUGCACAGGUCACUUUGCCAAGGACUGCUUCUCACAGCCUGGACUGCAAUACAGUUUAGUGCCAGAAGAGGAAGAGGAGGAACCAUCUGCUCAGAACACCCAAUCACAGCCUCAAAAACGUAAAAAGGAAAAAAAGGCAAAGAAAGAAAAGAAGAAAAAGAAGGAAAGAAAGAGAGACAGCUCUUCAUCUGACAGCAGCGGCGAUGAUGCCAAGAAGCCACGGCAUUCUCACACACGUUCAGAGAAGAAAAAACACAAGAAGCACAAACACAAAACAAAAUGAUAUUUUAUGUUCAACCAGCAAAUUAUGCAUGCAUGCGUUCAUUCGAUGUAUAGGUAUGAGAUGUACAGGUGUGUGUAGCUGAUAGCAGCUUAAAUGCAUUUUGUGUUUAUAUCAAUAUUAAACUAAUGAAUUUUAAAUUUAUAUGUAGUUUGUUUUUUGCAAGAGUUUAAAAGGGUUACUCGGGAACCUUGAGUGACCCUUUACCCAGACACACACUAGACACGAGACACCAAUAAGCUCGAUUUAGAAUACAGUCACAUCACCCAGCAGACACUGGAACAUGCUUAAAUUAGAACAUUCACAUGGAACACACUUCAACAUAAAGGUAACAGUGCCAGCGUCCUUUGGGACUCUGUGGGAUUACACAAUACAGGUCACGGCACUGGAGCACCUGAUGGAAAUGUUGACAUUAUAAAGUACACACGGUUGAUUUGGAGCAAAUGUCACAUUUAUUGCAAACCAAAGAUGUAGAUGUUAACACUGAACGUAGUGGCAUAUCACACACCCAAGAAAAGCAAUCGUACAGACAUCUGGAGGUACGAAGUUGGAAUUUUAUUCUGACUUUCUGGAACGGUGCUAAAGAAAGGGUUGAAAAUGUACAUAACCAUUGACAAUAUGUCGUCAGGAUAA